Molecule: messenger RNA, 1556 nt
Organism: Melanaphis sacchari
Lineage: Eukaryota; Metazoa; Arthropoda; Insecta; Hemiptera; Aphididae
Exons: 2
Coding region: 752-1069 (105 amino acids)
Source: RefSeq, a predicted model, not a curated record
AUUAAUCACUGAACUGCUAUAAAAAAAUAUUAUUAUAUAACAUAUAUAUAAAUAAUGUUUACGGCUAUCUAUAAUAUACAGCAAUAUUUAUAUUAUAUUAAAUAUUUAUAGUACCUUAUUUAGUUAUCAGUAGUUGUAUUCCAUUUCUGUACGAUGAUAACUUAGAUUACAGUAUUUAAGGACGAGUUCAUAGUUAAAAAUGUUGCGGCAUAACGCUAUGUCCUAGCUGGUGCGUGCACGCACCGCAAACGCAUGCGAUUUCUAAUAAUAACAAACGUCCAGAAAUAGAUCUGACUGUCCUGAUUGCUGACGCGCGCGUUUAAUUCACGAUAACGCACCGCACUGGCAUGUUUGAAAUACAAAAUAGUUUGUUUUUCGUCGCAUGCGAUAUGCGUUAUCGCAAUAGAGAGUGGAUGAUCAUUAUUGUUUAAAUUUAUUUGUUAUUUGUUAAUUACAUUUCUGUACAAAAUGCCGUAUACAGAUUUUGAAAAAACAGAAUUGUUGAUUUCUGAAGUCCAAAAGCAUAAUGUGUUAUGGAACAAAAAGCAUAAAAAAUACAAAGAUAGGCUUGUAGGAGCCAAAGCAUGGGCAGAGGUUUCAAAAGCCACAGGAAUUACUGCCAAUGAAGCAAAAAAAAGGUGGCGAAAUUUAAGGGAUCAGUUUAAAAAAGAACUAAAAAAAGAAAAAAAACCCGAAAUCAGGAUCGUCUCAAGAUAGCCUAGAAAAAUACCACGGGAAAUGGUCUUAUUUUAUGUCUAUGCAAUUUUUGAAAGACAUAGAGACACCUAGAAAUACGUCGGGUACAUUUUCUAAUGAUGACGACGACGAUGAUAUUGAGGUAGGGCGUUCAUACGAACAUAAAUCAGAUUCUAAUGGAGACACAGAAGAUGAGGAAGAUAUUGAUAAGGAAACGACACAUAGUUUUGAAGGUAUGGAUUCAUUAGUACCUCAGAAUGACGCACAAAUACAAUUGACGAGAAAUAAUUCUCCUAUUGCCGAGUUAAACAGCUCAAAAAGUGCAAAAACAAGUGGACAAAAAAAAAAUGAAAAAAAAAGGAGGAUGAAAUAAGUUUCGAACAACAAUUACUGCAACUCGAAAAAACAAAAAUUGAAGCUUUUAUUGACUCAUCACGGAAUGCAGUAAAAGACGACGAGGACAUGUAUUUUUUUAAAUCAAUUCACCCUUAUUUCGGUAACAUGACUCCAUUACAAAAAUUAAGAGUAAGAACACAAAUUCAAGAGGUUAUCAUGAGAGAACUGUCUGUACCAUCAUCUCAACCUAUGAAUAACAAUUUAACUUAUCCUUAUCAAUAUCCAAUACCUGUACAACUCAUGCAAUCAUCACAACCUAUUCCAUUCCAACCCAUUCAUCAUCCUAUGCAAUCUUUAGCGACUGAACAGUCUUUAUCACUACAAACUGAUCCACCAAAUUAUAACAUAUAAUAUCAUUUUUCAAUAAUAUGAUAAUUAUUAAUACUUUUUAUUUGCUAAUGAGUUUUCAAAAACAGUUGAUAAUAAUUUUCAUUUAUUUUUGUAGGUAAGAUACCUACAUUAGU